Molecule: messenger RNA, 2064 nt
Organism: Bubalus bubalis (water buffalo)
Lineage: Eukaryota; Metazoa; Chordata; Mammalia; Artiodactyla; Bovidae
Product: eosinophil peroxidase
Biological process (GO): response to oxidative stress
Molecular function (GO): heme binding; peroxidase activity
Source: RefSeq, a predicted model, not a curated record
AUGGUAGCUUCCAAAGGACAAGUGUCCCAAGAGAGAGAGAGCCAGACAGCUUCCCUUCCAUCCCUCCUCUGUCCAUUUGUCUUGACUGCUCAGCUGGGGCUCUGUUGGCUGGUGUGCUUCCUCCCUCCAGCCCCCCUUCCUCCUCUGCUGGGCAGCAUCAAGCAGCACCUUCGCAGUGGCUCGGCCAGCCCCACGGACCUCCUGUCCUUCUUCAAACAACCGGUAGCGGCCACCAGGAUAGUCGUUCAUGUGGCCUUGGGGCUGCUGGAAGAAAAGUUACAACUCCAGGCAUCCAGAUCCUUCAGUGUCACGGGUACUGUGGAAUGUGCUAAUGAACCCCAGCUGCGGCUGCUGUCCCAGGCCAGUGACUGCGCUCCCCAGGAAGAAGCUGAGAAGUGCGGUAACCAAUAUCGCAGCAUCACUGGGAGAUGCAACAACGAGAGGAGACCCUGGCUGGGGGUCUCCAACCAGCCCCUGGCGUGCUGGCUGCCAGCCGAGAACGAGGACAGGCUGUCUCUCCCCUUCGGCUGGACCCUGGCAAGACGUGCAACAGCUUGCCCCUCCCCAUUAGUCCAAGCUGUCUCCAACCAUAUCAUGCACUUCUGCAGCGAGAGGCGGACCUCCGACCACGGCUGGUCCCUUAAGUUCAUGCAGUGUGGCCAGUUCAUUGACUGUGACUUGGACUUUGCCCCUUAGUCCCCAACCAGAGUAGCCUUCCCUGAGGGUGUCGACUGUGAGAGCACCUGUGCCCAGCUGCCCUCCUGCUUCCCCACCAAGACCCCGCCCAAUGACCCAUGCAUCACCAGUCAACAAGACUGCAUCUCCUUCUUCCACUUGGCAAAAGCAAAAAACAAAGUCUGCAACCAGAUCAAUGGGCUCACCUCCUUCGUGGACGCCAGCACGUUGUAUGGCAAUGAGGUCGCCCUCGUCAUGUAGCUCCGCAACCAGACCAACUUCCUGGGGCUUCUCACACUCAGCACCCGCUUCCAGGACAAUUGCUGGGCUCUGCUGCCCAUUGACAACCUGCACAAUAUUGGACCCUGCCUCUUCGCUAACCACUCGGCACGCAUCCCUUGCUUCCUGGCAUGUGAUACCCGGUCAACUGAAACCCCAAAACUGGCAGUCAUGCACACUCGGCUGGUGACUGAGCUGAGAUGUCUGAAUCCCCGGUGGACCGGAGACAAGCUGUACAAGGAGGCUCAGAAGAUCAUGGGGGCCAUGGUCCAGAUCUUCACCUACCAGGACUUUCUGCCCCUGUUUCUGGGAGAGAACAGGUCCAGGAAAGCCCUGGGGCCCUCCCGGGGGUACCAUGCCAGUGUCUUCACCCUGGCCUUCCACUGCAGCCACACCACGCUCCAGCCCUUCAUGUUCCACCUGGACAGCCAGUACCAGGCCUCAGCACCAAACUCCCGAGUCCCACUCAGCUCUGCCUUCUUUGCCAGCUGGCAGAUCGUGUAUGCCAGUGGCAUUGACCCCAUCCCCCGAGGCCUCAUGGCCACCACCCCCGCCAAGCUGAACCCUCAAGAUUCCAGGUGUGAUGAGCUCCAGGACCAGCUGUUUCACCAAGUGAAAAGGACCAGGCUGGACCUGGCUGCUCAAUAUGCUGUCAGCCGGUACCACAGCCUUCCAGGGUACAAUGCUUGGAGGUGCUUCUGCAGGCCCUUUCAGCCUCAGAAUCUGGCACAGCUUAGUCGGGUUCUGAACAACGAGGGUCUGGCAAGGAAGUUCCUGGAUCUGCACAGGACACUGGACAACUGCCGUCUAAUCGGGGCCAUCACAGAGCCUCUUUUGCCAGGGGCCCGAGUGGGGCCUCUUCUGGCUUGUUUUUUUGAGAACCAGUUCCGAAGAGCCCACGAUGGAGACAGGUUCUGGGGGCAGAAUAAAGGUGUUUUCACUGAGAGACAGUGCGAGGCCCUGAGCCACAUCUCCUUGUCUCGAACUGUGUGUGACAACCCUGGUAUCACCACCGAUCCAAGGGACAUCUUCAGGGCCAGUCUGCCCCGGGGCUUUGUGCCCUGCUACUACAUCCCCGGCCUGAACACAUCUGCCUGCAGAGGCAGAUGA